This is a messenger RNA of Cottoperca gobio, 1039 nucleotides long. RefSeq names its product BRCA1/BRCA2-containing complex, subunit 3 (gene brcc3). The record is from RefSeq and is a predicted model, not a curated record. Gene Ontology annotation, cellular component: BRISC complex; BRCA1-A complex. Gene Ontology annotation, biological process: DNA repair; protein K63-linked deubiquitination. Gene Ontology annotation, molecular function: protein binding; metallopeptidase activity; cysteine-type deubiquitinase activity. Lineage: Eukaryota; Metazoa; Chordata; Actinopteri; Perciformes; Bovichtidae.
UUGCACUAACACGGAAUGUUUUUGUGUAGCACUUCGGAACACGGAAGUAAAGCGCCGCUGUUUAUGUUUUCGUCUUCUCAGCGGAUAGAAAACUUGAUUUGAAGACAGUAUGGCCGUGAGUGCCGUUCACCUGGAGUCCGACGCCUUCCUGGUGUGCAUGAAUCACGCGUUAAGCACAGAAAAAGAAGAGGUGAUGGGUUUGUGCAUCGGAGAGGUGGAAACCACCCGGAUAGUCCACAUCCACUCUGUCAUCAUCCUCCGCCGCUCGGACAAGAGGAAGGACCGGGUGGAGAUCUCCCCGGAGCAGCUGUCGGCGGCCUCCACGGAGGCGGACCGGCUGGCUGACAUGACCGGCAGGCCGAUGCGGGUGGUCGGCUGGUACCAUUCCCACCCGCACAUCACCGUGUGGCCCUCCCACGUCGACGUGAGGACGCAGGCCAUGUACCAGAUGCUGGACCAGUGUUUCGUGGGCCUCAUCUUCUCCUGCUUCAUAGAGGACAAGAACACCAAGACGGGCCGGGUGCUCUACACCUGCUUCCAGUCCGUGCAGGCGCAUAAGGGCUCCGAGUACGAGCGGGUGGAGAUCCCCAUCCACGUCGUGCCCCGCGAAGCCAUCGGUAAGGUGUGCCUGGAGUCCGCCGUGGAGCUGCCGCGGAUCCUGUGCCAGGAAGAGCAGGACACGUACCGCAAGAUCCACAGCCUGGCGCACCUGGACCCCGUCACAAAGAUCCACAACGGCUCGGUGUUCACCAAGAACCUGUGCAGCCAGAUGUCUGCGGUGAGCGGGCCGCUGCUGCAGUGGCUGGAGGACCGGCUGGAGCAGAACAAGGAGAGCAUCGUGGAGCUGCAGCGGGAGAAGGAGAGUCUGCUGCAGGAGCUGGCUGCUCCCUGAGGAGGACAGUGUGCAGACAGUUGUCCUGCUGUUGUUGGACAUUGGAAACGGACCAUCUGUUGUUUUACCUGCUUUACUUUGUGCUCACCUACCAGGCAGGGCUGGGUAUCGAGCAUCAAUACUUUUUUGUACCAACCGAAAAGUGUC